GCGAGAUGGAGGCCGCCGCCGUCGAUGAGACACUACCGUCUCCUCCGCCUCCAGUCAGCGGACCACCACCACCUCGUGCGCUAUCCAAGCCAGCGCCUUUGACGCACGUCCAUUCGACGACUGAGCCAAGCCGCGACGGGUCAUUUGGCCCGGAUGCCAAGCACCCGCUAGUCCACGACGGCGUGGUCGACAUGCGCAUGCUUAUGAUCUCAAUGUGGAAACACCGCAAGAACGUCGCGUUCAUAAACUCGUUGUGCGACGAGCUGCGGAAGCUCACCAACACUCGACCGAUCUUGGACCAGGUCGAGUUUUACCUUCCACAGCUGUCGCACAUGGUCCUGCAUUUGGAGAAGGAGCUCCCGAUGGAAGCGAUGGAGCAGUUUGUGAUGCUGCUGUCACUGAGCAGCAGCCACUUUGCCCUCCAAUUCUUUUGGAUUGUGUACGGAGCACUGGACGAACACCGCCCCAAGAAGAAUGGAAACCCUCGCACGUUUACUCGGUGUGCUCAGCUACUCGUCAUCCUCGAGCAGUGCUUCAUUUACGGCUCCCCGGUCAACAAGCAAGCCAAGGAACUGUUUGCGAACCAGCAAAUCUCCAAGGCAGAAAUGAACUUGAUCCUCAAGGCCGACCGCCGGUUCUUCGCUGCACAGAGCAGUGCGUGCAUGACGCUUGUCGACGACUCGUUUGACGGUUGGCUGUACAAGAAAGGCGGCGGCACCAGCAAGCUCGGCCGCCGCAGCUGGCACCGUCGGUGGUGCUGCAUUGAGCGCAAGAUCCUGUACGUUUACAACAGUCGGCACGACCACCAUGCGCGCAACACCAUCCCUCUGGAGCGCUCCGAGGUCCGCGUGAGUGCAAACCCCAAACGACCACACUACUUUGAGAUCCACCACAGGUUGAGCGACACCACAUUCAAGUUUGCUGCCCCCUCUAGCGAGGACCUCCAGCUGUGGGUGGACAACUUGGAAUCGGCUUCUGCCCCGCCUGGUCCACCCCCGUCGUCUCCGUCCAAAGUUCCUGGUGGCGGUCCGUCCCGAGCGAUCGAGCGCAUGUCCGACCGCAUGCGGUCGUUCAUCCUGGAACCGGAGCGGCGGAACAGCGACGACCAGGAUGGAGAUGCGAGCGACUGCAGCCGUCGCGUUCAUGUCGAGGACGGGAUCGACAAAGCGCACGAGGUGUCGAUGGCAGCGCCCGUGGACGUUCUCACGAAGGGCGAGGCGCUCCCAGACCAGCAAGCCGACGCCACAACGACUCGGUCGCGAACGUCGUCUGCGGGCAAGGCUCAAGUCCACCUCACCCAAGAGGAGCAGAUGCGCUACGAUUUCUUCACCGACCAAAUCACGUUUGUCAAGUCGAUCACAGACAUCUGCGAAGACCUGCGGCUCGUCGACGCCUCGAAGCGCAAGGAACUGCUCCCGAUCAAGCUCCGUGACCUCGACAAACGCCUGCCCACAUUCGCGUACUUGCCGCUGUGCCGAUCGACGGACCACUUUUACCACGUCACGGCCGUCUGUGCGGACGACGGCUACGUGUUCAAGACACAUGAGCGCGCGCCGUGCUUGAUGCAUUUUGUUUCGACGCCGAACGCGUCGCAUUGGGACGUGUCGACCGCGCUUUUCACGUACCUGCAUGCCCACGACGAGCACAUUGAGACGAAUGUCCAGUGCGACGCCGCCGUUCCAAGCGCGUCGACGCCUUUUCUCGACGAGCUGCUUUUGGACGACGACCGCCGGGCCAAGAUUCACGCGAUUUUUGGCGAGCUCAAGUGCGAAAAGACUGCGCGGCUCGCCCGGGCGUAUCCAGUCGACGGCGCGUUCCAUCUCGAGUCGUUUAUUGCCAAGAGCUACGACGACCUGCGGCAGGAAGUGCUCGUGAUGCAGCUCAUUUCGUACCUCGACAACGUGUUCGCGCGCGACAAGCUCCCGUUGAAAUUGCACCCGUACCGGAUUCUGUCGACCGGCGCCAGCACCGGGUUGAUCGAGCUCGUGGCAAACGCGACGUCGUUCGACGGACUGAAAAAGACGGCCGGAUUCAAAUCGCUCCGCGCUCAUUUUGAGACGCUGUACGGAGAUACCAACAGCACGACAUUCCACACGGCCAUGACCAACUUUAUCCAGAGCCUCGCGGCGUACUCGAUGGUGUGCUACAUCCUGUGCAUCAAGGACCGGCAUAACGGCAACAUCCUGCUUGACGUUGAGGGCCGCGUCGUCCACAUCGACUUUGGCUAUUUUCUUGGGCGAGCACCGGGCGGGUCGUUCAGCUUCGAGACGGCGCCGUUUAAGCUCACGGCCGAGAUGGUCGAGUGCAUGGGCGGCAAAAUGUCGGCGAAUUUCAAAACGUUUACAGAGCUGUGCAUCCAAGCGGCGCUGGCGGCGCGACGACAUGGCGACACGCUGUACACGCUCGUCGAGGUCAUGAGCUUGCAUUCGAAGCUCCCGUGCUUCAACGGCAACACCGCGACGACCUUGUCUGCGUACCGAGAUCGCCUCUUCCUCAACGUGGCCGAGGAUCGCGUCCCAGCAGUUGUCCACGGGCUCAUUGAAAAGUCGCUCGGGAGCUUUGGGACGGCCAAGUACGACCAGUUCCAAGAGUACUCGAACGGAAUCGCCAAGUGA
Messenger RNA from Aphanomyces invadans, 2615 nucleotides. RefSeq lists its product as hypothetical. Gene Ontology annotation, molecular function: 1-phosphatidylinositol 4-kinase activity. The transcript is spliced from 12 exons. The record is from RefSeq and is a predicted model, not a curated record. Gene Ontology annotation, cellular component: cytoplasm; membrane. Gene Ontology annotation, biological process: phosphatidylinositol-mediated signaling; phosphatidylinositol phosphate biosynthetic process. Bases 6 to 2615 code for a protein of 869 amino acids. Lineage: Eukaryota; Oomycota; Saprolegniomycetes; Saprolegniales; Verrucalvaceae.